AUUGAUCGGCGGCUAGACUCAGCUGUUUUACAGACGUUCGGCGCAGAACUCUGAAAGUAAGCUAAAAAAAAAUAUUUGUUUGGCGGAAAUAUUUUAAAUUUUGUGCAAAAUUAGCGCUAUAAUCCUGUGUAAAUAUAAAUGCUUAAGAUAUUAAAAUGCUGCAAUUUCUAUUUGCCAAAAAGACACUUUGCUAAAAAGGAAAUUAACAUUGAAAUGAAAUACCUAAAUGUGGCGGAGAAAAACGAUGCUGCUAAGACAAUUGCUGGUCAAUUGUCCAAUGGAACGGCUAGAAGACGUGAAGGCCUCUCGGUGUAUAACAAAAUUUAUGAAUUUGAAGCAACAGUGCUGGGUAAAAAAAGUAAAAUGGUCAUGACCUCGGUGUCUGGUCAUUUGUUGACAUUCGAAUUUCUGAGCUCUUAUCGUAAUUGGAAUAAUGUCGAUCCUCAGAGUCUGUUCGAUGCACCCGUACGCAAAGCUUGUAGUGAAAAUUUUGCAGCAAUUAAGCGCACUCUGGAACGUGAAGUACGCAGUUGUCAAGGUUUAAUUGUAUGGACAGAUUGUGAUCGUGAAGGCGAGAAUAUUGGCUUUGAGAUUAUAGAUGUAUGCCGUGCCAUAAAACCUAAUAUACCAGUAUAUAGAGCGAUUUUCUCAGAAAUUACUGGGACGUCGGUUAAAAGAGCCUUACUUAAUCUAACACAGCCGGAUAAACGACAAAGUGAUGCCGUAGAUGUGCGUUCGGAAUUGGAUUUAAGGACUGGUGCAGCUAUAACGCGUUUACAAACGAUGCGUUUACAAAGAUUAUUUCCAGAGAAAAUUUCCAAUAAAUUGAUUUCCUAUGGCAGUUGCCAAAUACCCACAUUGGGUUUUGUUGCAGAACGCUACAAGGAAAUUGAAGCAUUUGUUUCGGAGCCGUUUUGGAAGAUUAAAGUUAUUCAUACUAUUGAGGAUUUAACGGUUGAAUUUCUUUGGGCUCGCAAUCGACUCUUCGACAAACAAGCCUGUGAAGACUAUUAUCUUCUUGUUAUAGCAAAUCCCAUAGCCAACGUGGAAAGUGUUACGGUGAAGCCUAAAAGCAAAUGGCGGCCCACACCUUUGGACACGGUGGAAUUGGAAAAGUUAGGUUCACGCAAAUUGAAAUUAUCCGCCAAAGAAGUUAUGACUAUAGCCGAAAAAUUGUAUACCAAGGGUAUUAUAAGCUAUCCGCGCACGGAAACAAAUAUGUUUUCUAAGGAAAUUGAUUUAAAAUCCCUUGUUGAACAACACACGGGUCAUGGAGUUUGGGGUUCAUUUGCUCAACGUGUGGCCGAAUGGGGUCCAAAUCCUAGAAAUGGCAAUAAAUCCGAUCAGGCGCAUCCUCCGAUACAUCCCACCAAAAUGGUGCCUAAUUUAGAUGGCAACGAGGGUCGUGUUUAUGAAUUAAUUUGUCGUCAUUUCUUGGCCUGCGUUAGCAAAGAUGCAGUUGGCUCCGAGACAAUUGUGACAAUAACAAUCGAAGGCGAAAAAUUCUCCGCUACGGGUUUGGUGAUUUAUGAACGCAACUACCUAGACGUUUAUAUCUACGAUAAAUGGAAUGCCAAACAAAUUCAUAAAUACGAACAGGGCCAACGAUUUGAACCGACAGAAAUAACAAUGCCUGAAGGAAAUACCACCGCACCGCCAUUAUUAACCGAAGCUGAUUUAAUAGGACUCAUGGAAAAACAUGGUAUUGGUACAGAUGCUACUCAUGCGGAACACAUUAACACCAUUAAAGAAAGAGGCUAUAUAGGUGUGGUGGACAAGGGCGGCCUAGUGCCAGGUGUUAUAGGCAUGGGCCUAUACGAGGGUUACGAUGCUAUGGAAUUGACCUUGGCUAAGCCCAAGUUAAGAGCUGAAUUCGAGCAAGAUCUAAAAAGAAUUUGUUUGGGUGAAAAGGAGCCCAAGUCCGUAUUGCGUGAACAAAUUUUAAAAUAUAAAGAAGCAUACAGCCAAAUUAUGGAUAAAAUUAGCUCUUUGGAUGAAAAAAUGUCCCAACGUAUAAUAGAGACACCAGCCCAGCAAAACAACUCCUCUAAUAGCACUAAUAACACUUCAAAUGGCCGCCAUGGUGCUGCAGAAAAUCAGAAUCGUUUGCAGGAACUAUUCAAAUGCCCCAAAUGUUCAAUAGCCCCAAUGGCUUUAAAAUCCAAAAAGAAUCAAACCGGGUUUCUUAUAGGUUGUCUAAAUUUCCCCGAUUGCAAAAAUUGCAUUUGGUGGCCGGAUGAAUGUAAAGAGCCCAAUGUUUUAGAUGAAACCUGCAAUAGAUGUGGUACGGAGAUGAAAUUGAUAAAAUUUAAAUUCUCAAAUCCCUAUCACAAGGCCAUGUUUAAUGCUCCCUCCGGUUGGUAUAAAAUCUGUCUGCGCUGUGAUGAACAAUUUCGUAAUAUAUUCAAUAUAAAUCUGGACAGUGUUAAGAGGGUUGGUGCCAUUGUCGCCGACAUUUCAUCCAUACCCAUUAAUUAUGGUAUAACACAGCCAGCGGCUGGCGCUACCAACAAUACGGGCAGCAAUAGACCCAAGAGUACGGCAACUAAAACAAAGAAAUCAAAUGAUACUGGCGGAGAAACGGAAACUAAAGCAAAGAAAACACGUAAACCUUCCACAAAAGCAGCUACUACAAGUACAAAUCAAAAUAAAAAGACUGUAAGCUCAAGUAUACGUUCUUAUUUUACAGCAGCUCCUCAACAAACUGCCGACGAAAUUGCCGCCUCCGAAUUGCAAGACAUGCCAAUUGAUGCCUUUUUCGAUAGUAAUGAUGGAUUCGAUGAUCUUUUACUAUCGGCCGAAGCUAAUAUACCGUCCAGCCGAGCGAUUCCAACUACUACGACAACAACAACAACAUCGCAAACACGACAAGAAACCGUAUUAAGCGAUGAUUUAGCAGCUGCAUUUAAUGAUGACGAUGAUGAUUUAUUUGCUGAUUUUCAAUGGGGUUCUGGAAAUAAAAACUCCAAUGAACAGAAUACUCGUACAUUAAAUAACCCAACAACGUUAUCGUCCGCUUCGACUAGAGGCAAUGCACUUAUAGAUACGAGUUUUAGCGAGUGGCUGCAGGAUGAAAAUGACCCUGAUGAAGAUGCCUAUGUAUGGGGUAGUGCUGCCAAAAAUGCUAGACUUUCUGAAACUGGACCAGCUGCUAAAAAACCAAAAUUACAAAAUUCAGCAACAACAAGUGAAGAUAAUUUUUCCUGGGGUUCAACUAGUCGCAUGAAUAUAGAAGAAACUAACGUUGAUGUUAAAUGCACAGGAUGCCAUCAGCCAGCUAAAGAGUUAUCGGUUAAAAAGGAUGGCCCUAAUAAGGGUAGAAUGUUUUUUGUAUGUUCUAAGAGUAAUCCUUGUAAGUUUUUCCAGUGGUCAGAUGAAAUUGAACAAAACCAGCAAACUAAUACACAAAGCAGAGCUGAUACUAACACUUUCAACCACACCAGCAAUUGGGGUUCUAGUACUAAUAGUAGGGCAAACACUACCAGCUCUAGCAGGGAUAGGGAAGCUGACACUACCAACGCUAGCACCAGCAAUUGGGGUUCUAGUGGCAGUAGUAGGCCAAGCACUGCUAGUACUAGCAAUAAUUGGGGCUCUAGAGAUGCGGACAUACCAGAUAAUAAUGAACAAAUUAAUUGUAAUUGCAAUAAACCUGCCAGUAGCUUAACCGUGCGAAAAGAAGGUCCUAAUAAGGGACGAGAUUUUUAUGCUUGUGCAAAUCGUGACAAAUCCUGCGGUUUCUUUCAAUGGGCCUAUCAAACCGAAAGUGCUGAACAAUCUAGGUUUGAUACUACUACCACCAGCAGCAGUAGCAUUAGGGGUUCUAGUAGUAAUAGUAGGGCUAAUACUGCAAAUAGCACUAGUAGUUGGGGUUCUAGAGACACGGAUGUACCCGACAAUGCCGAACAGGUUAAUUGUAAUUGCAGUAAACCGGCCAAUAGCUUGACUGUACGAAAAGAUGGCCCCAACAAAGGAAGAGGAUUUUAUGCCUGUGCUAAUCGUGACAAAUCUUGUGGUUUCUUUCAAUGGGCCGAUCAACCUGAAGAUGACAGUCAACGUUCUUGGGGCAGCAGUUCAUCAGCAUCAGCCAGCAGCAAUUUUAAACCAGUAGCAAAUUCUUCAGCAGCUAACGCUCCAAAAGGCCGAAAAUGUGGUUUGUGUCGCCAGGAGGGACAUACGCGUCAAAAAUGUCCUCGCAAAGGAGAAUUUGAAUUUUAAGUUUAUUUGUUUUUACUGUAUGUAUUUGUAAACAUAUCUUUUGAAUUAUGUUCUGUUUGUAAAAAAGAAAAGUUAAUAAAAUUACAUAUAAGUUUUGUUAUAUGAAA
Molecule: messenger RNA, 4322 nt
Organism: Calliphora vicina (urban bluebottle blowfly)
Lineage: Eukaryota; Metazoa; Arthropoda; Insecta; Diptera; Calliphoridae
Gene: Top3alpha
Product: topoisomerase 3-alpha
Exons: 9
Coding region: 139-4215 (1358 amino acids)
Biological process (GO): DNA topological change
Cellular component (GO): chromosome; nucleus
Molecular function (GO): DNA topoisomerase type I (single strand cut, ATP-independent) activity; DNA binding; zinc ion binding
Source: RefSeq, a predicted model, not a curated record